Monomorium pharaonis (pharaoh ant) is the source of this 1511-nucleotide messenger RNA. RefSeq names its product probable cytochrome P450 305a1. Gene Ontology annotation, molecular function: monooxygenase activity; iron ion binding; heme binding. The record is from RefSeq and is a predicted model, not a curated record. The transcript has 3 exons. The coding region runs from base 1113 to 1496 and encodes 127 amino acids. NCBI's taxonomy places the organism in Eukaryota, Metazoa, Arthropoda, Insecta, Hymenoptera, Formicidae.
GAGCGCAGCAGACGCCUCGUGGUGCCUGCGAGCAGCGGUGAGUUGUGCCACCCCUGCUUACCUCUUGUAUCCGAUUCAGGAUACGUAAACUAUUUCUUAUUAUAUCUAGAAAUCUAAGCUCUGGAUAAUUUUUUGCGAAAGAAAAAGUUGACUCAGAAUAUUACUAAGAAUACGUCUAUGCAAGGACAUAUAGUUAUUUUGAAUCACUCUGUAUAACAUUUUCAUCAUAUAACAUGAGACGUGACAGCUGUAGAUUGUCAUUCGUCUCUUUUGACGCCUCGUCCCGCCGGAAGACGCCUGAAGAGCGUCGGAACAGCGAAGAAGAGCGAGCUGCCGCCGUGAGAUCGACGAGACCCUUUUAUAUUAAGAGCGGGGGCACGCAGGUCCUAUUAUACCGGCCUUUUACUUUAAAUUUACUGUCCAUUGUGAAAAUGUCGAUGUUGCUGCGGAAUUGUAUUACAGAAUCCGAGGAGACACCUUAUAAUGUCGUAGAAACGGGACGGCGUCCGAACGAGCUCUCCGCAAAUCCCGAUGAGGAAAGCGGAGGCAGGAGAUAUUUCUCGCAGAGCAACGAAUAGAGAACCGGGAACGGCAUCCCGAAGAAUGAGGAUGCGACCGCUCAAGGGGAACAGAGCCGUCGUCGGAAAAACUGCAAGGAAUUUGGCCACAAAGGACACGGAGAUUUAAGUCCCGCACCUAGGAUUUGUGAGUGCGACAGCGUGCGUAAUACACCGCACGCGAAUUAGACCGCAGGAUUGCGACCAAUAAGGGUACGAUCCACUUAGGCAAAGUGGGGCGCGUCGCGGCAUGGCCCCCCGCACUUCUCACAGGAUCGGCGAUCGAUCCUCACUUCGGCUGCGGAAGUGCUUCGAGCGAGAUCCCGAACAAAAGCGAACGGUAUUGUGAGAGGACGCAGGGGCCGAGCUGAGAUUCCGAGGAGGCAAGCGAGGAGCAGCACUGACACGUGGACAUUAUUGAUUAGACGAAUCAAUAUCAAGAUCGAUUCAAGAUUUCUACUUCUUGAAACUCAUCACCGAACCAGCCGAACGGAACGCAACAAUUUUAUUUUGGAAAAUACGUACUUGGGACAAUAAAGGAAAAAACGAAACACGAUGAUUGUGAUCGUGACUCUGGUGCUCUUAACCAUUCUUCUCAUUGCUUUCGCGUUGCGUCAGAAAUCAAAUCAAUUACCACCAGGUCCCUUUUGUUGGCCGAUUAUUGGAAAUCUGUUUUACGUAAAAAGAUUAGAGAAAAAACUCGGUGCAAAAUAUUUGGCUCUUAUGGAACUCAGUAAAAUGUAUAACAGUGGCGUCAUAGGUUUGCAACUAGGUACUAUGUAUACGAUCGCUGUUUCGGAUAGCAAGCUCGUGCAACAAAUCUGCGUUAACGAAAUGUACGACGGGCGUCCUUUUAAUGAGUUUACGAAGCUACGAAAUCUGGGAAUGAAAAAAGGUAACGAAUUCUCAAUCGAAAUUCAUCGAAUACUAAAUCUUUGAUUGAAAAUCGACUUA